Messenger RNA from Pteronotus mesoamericanus, 3298 nucleotides. RefSeq names its product zinc finger protein 800 (gene ZNF800). The transcript is spliced from 6 exons. Bases 348 to 2342 code for a protein of 664 amino acids. Lineage: Eukaryota; Metazoa; Chordata; Mammalia; Chiroptera; Mormoopidae. The record is from RefSeq and is a predicted model, not a curated record.
AACUGUCUGCGCCCGAGCGCCGCCCGCCCGCCAGCUCCACAGCGCGGAGGGACGCCGUGAGCCGCCGCCGCCGUCGCCUCGGGCCGCGGAGGGACGUGGUGAGCUGUGGCGCUUCCGCGUCGGCGCCGGCGGGGACUCUUUGGGAGCGCGUCGGGCCGAACCCCGUUUCCCUUCGCGUGGUCCGCGGAGGCCGCGCCAGGUGGGGCCCGAAGCCGCCUCCCACGCCAGGCUGUCCCCGCGGCUGCCCGGCCUUCCUUCCGCCUGCCUGCCGGCCCGCCCUCGGAGUUAACCAAGCCGCAAUGAAGAGCUGCUUACAGUGAAAGGAAAGUAGGUCGAGCCCACUGAAAAUGCCUUUAAGGGACAAAUACUGUCAGACUGACCACCAUCAUCACGGAUGCUGUGAACCAGUUUAUAUCCUGGAACCUGGAGAUGCUCCUUUGUUACAGCAACCACUACAGACAUCCAAAUCUGGUAUUCAACAAAUAAUUGAGUGCUUUCGAUCAGGAACUAAACAACUUAAACAUAUUUUAUUAAAAGAUGUGGACACUAUUUUUGAAUGUAAAUUAUGCCGAAGUCUCUUCAGAGGAUUACCAAAUUUAAUUACCCACAAAAAAUUUUACUGCCCACCAAGUCUCCAGAUGGAUGACAACCUUCCUGAUGUAAAUGAUAAACAAAGCCAAGCCAUAAGUGAUCUCCUAGAAGCCAUAUAUCCAAGUGUGGACAAGCGAGAAUAUAUUAUUAAGCUUGAACCUAUAGAAACUAAUCAGAAUGCUGUGUUUCAAUAUAUUUCAAGGACUGAUAAUCCUACUGAAGUCACAGAGUCAAGCAGUACUCCUGAACAAACUGAAGUUCAAAUACAGGAAACUAGCACUGAACACUCUAAAACAGUACCAGUUACAGUUACAGAAGUGGAAACUGUAGAGCCCCCUCCUGUUGAGAUCGUUGCAGAUGAAGUUGCACCUCCAUCUGAUGAACAACCUCAGGAAUCACAAGCUGACUUGGAAACUUCUGAUAAUUCUGAUUUUGGUCACCAGUUGAUAUGUUGUCUUUGUAGAAAAGAAUUUAAUUCCAGACGAGGUGUUCGCCGUCACAUUCGAAAAGUACACAAGAAAAAGAUGGAAGAACUAAAAAAGUACAUUGAAACACGAAAGAAUCCAAACCAGUCCUCUAAAGGACGCAGUAAGAAUGUUCUGGUUCCAUUAAGUAGGAGUUGUCCAGUAUGUUGUAAAUCAUUUGCUACAAAAGCGAAUGUAAGGAGGCAUUUUGAUGAAGUUCAUAGAGGACUAAGGAGGGAUUCAAUUACUCCUGAUAUAGCAACAAAGCCUGGGCAACCUUUGUUUCUGGAUUCUGUUUCUCCUAAAAAAUCUUUUAAGACUCGAAAACAAAAGUCGUCUUCAAAGGCUGAAUACAAUUUAACUGCAUGCAAAUGCCUCCUUUGCAAGAGGAAAUAUAGUUCACAAAUAAUGCUUAAAAGACAUAUGCAAAUUGUCCACAAGAUAACUCUUUCUGCGACAAACUCUAAAAGAGAGAAAGGCCCUAAUAAUACUGCCAACGGUUCAGAAAUAAAAGUUAAAGUUGAACCAGCAGAUUCUGUAGAAUCUUCACCCCCUUCUAUUACCCAUUCUCCACAGAAUGAAUUAAAGGGAACAAAUCAUUCAAAUGAAAAAAAGAACACACCGGCAGCACAGAAAAAUAAAGUUAAACAAGACUCUGAAAGCCCUAAAUCAACCAGUCCGUCUGCUGCAGGUGGCCAGCAAAAAACCAGGAAACCAAAACUUUCAGCUGGCUUUGACUUUAAGCAACUUUACUGUAAACUUUGUAAACGUCAAUUUACUUCCAAACAGAACUUGACUAAACACAUUGAGUUGCACACAGAUGGGAAUAACAUUUAUGUUAAAUUCUACAAGUGUCCUCUUUGCACUUAUGAAACUCGUCGAAAGCGUGAUGUGAUACGACAUAUAACUGUGGUUCAUAAAAAGUCAUCCCGCUAUCUUGGGAAAAUAACAGCCAGUUUGGAGAUCAGAGCUAUAAAAAAGCCUAUUGAUUUUGUUCUAAAUAAAGUGGCAAAAAGAGGCCCUUCGAGGGACGAAGCAAAACAUAGCGAUUCAAAACAUGAUGGCACUUCUAACUCUCCUAGUAAAAAGUAUGAAGUAGCUGACGUUGGUAUUGAAGUAAAAGUCACAAAAAACUUUUCUCUUCAUAGAUGCAAUAAAUGUGGAAAGGCAUUUGCCAAAAAGACUUAUCUUGAACAUCAUAAGAAAACUCAUAAGGCAAAUGCUUCCAAUUCACCUGAAGGAAACAAAACCAAAGGCCGAAGUACAAGAUCUAAGGCUCUUGUCUGAUAACUUCAAGUGAUGUACGAAAAGGUUUGGAGUUCAUUUUUGUGGAAAGACUUUAAAUUGGUGUUAGAACCACUAAACGUCUUCAAAUGGUAUUAUGAGAAAAAAGAAAAACGUUUUUAUAAAUAUUUGACUGUAACUGCUGUUUUCUCACUAAAGUGAUUAUCAUCUAACCACUUGUUUCAAAGGCACUGCCUUUUCCAGCACUUUUCAAGUAGCUGUGACAUUACGUAUUGUCAUCCCAGUCCAUCAGUUAACCACCUUUGGCCUUGUGCAUUUGGUCUACAGUUUCUACAAAAAUGUUGCAAAUUUUGUUUUCCAAAUAAUUUGUUGAUUGAAGUGAUCAACAACCUGAAGAAUAUAUCACCACUGGUGAUUUUAAUUGACAAAAACUUUAUAGCUUAGUGAUUUUAGUUUUGUUCCACUUUAUUUGGCAGAAUUUUCAUUUGGAUUGUACAGAUAGAUGAUUUCCUAGUGAGUGUAUGUUAGGACCAAAGACAAAUUAGUAUCAACACAUUAUACAUAUUUAGCCUACUAAAUAUUUGUCAUUAUUUUUACAUUCAUUUAUUUCUAACUUGUUCUCCAGCACUUAAAUGUUUGAAGGUUUCAUUCUAAAAUAUAUACUACAGGAAAGUUCUAGUUCAUUCUCAUCCAUCGAUCAUUACAUUUAUCAUUUGUAAACAUCUGAGGUUUUUAUGAAAAUUUAACAUUCCCUAUUUUUAAAAAAGUUUUAUACAAAGCACUUUAAUGAUAGAUGCAAGUUAAUUUUUCAGUUUCUUUUUUUUAAAAAGACUACACAUUUACUAAUGUUAAUAUGAAGGUAGUAGGUAGCUUACUGAUAUUUUAUGGAUGCAGACAAUCCAUGCACAACCACUUCUUAUGAUAUUAGUUUAUUUCUUUAAAUAUUGCUAAAAAAAAAAAAAAAAAAAAAGGCAGAUGAGGGUAUAAACCCUGAUUUC